Thyridium curvatum is the source of this 315-nucleotide messenger RNA. RefSeq lists its product as uncharacterized. The coding region runs from base 1 to 315 and encodes 104 amino acids. NCBI's taxonomy places the organism in Eukaryota, Fungi, Ascomycota, Sordariomycetes, Thyridiales, Thyridiaceae. The transcript is spliced from 3 exons. The record is from RefSeq and is a predicted model, not a curated record.
AUGUCUUCCACCAACGUUCUCGGCGCCAAGGACGUCAACGCUCCUAUCGCCCAGCAGCCCUUGGGCGGCAAGCCCGAUGUUAAGAGCAUGGAGUACCAUCGCCAAGUGCUGCAGUCCAAGAUGGCGGAGGCCCAGAGCAAGCAGUACAUUUCGCCGUCCGACAACAUCAUGAGCCCCUGCACCGCCAAGCUCAACGCUUUCCGCAACAAGCAGGUUGGCAAGGUCAAGCCCAAGUCACUGUUCGCCCAGGCCUCAGCUAAGAAACUCGAGGGUGAGGCUCUGUUCGGUGCCAAGGGCUCCGGCGCGCAGUCCUGA